CUGACAUAAAGGUGUCAACUGGCAGCCAACAUGACAUGGAGAUCUUCUAACAGCAAGUAGCUGUUUUGCACUUUUAAGAAAAGAAGCUCUCUCCUUGUUUUAUCAUUUGCCAGGGCUCUUGAUGAGCAGAGAGCAUCAGGAAGAAAAACCAGCCACAACUCCCCUCAGGAUAAGUCUGGAAAAUCCAUGGCUCCUGGCCCAGAUCUUCAUGGAAACUAUCAGGAUCCAAAGAAGGAAAUGCAAUGCCACAUCAUGCCCCUUUCUCUCAGCUCCAAGAAUGUAUGGAUGGUGGUGCUCCUGAGUAGAAUCAGCUGGACAGUAGGAAGCAUAAGCUGUCCCAAGGAAUGUACAUGCCAAUAUCUAACUGUCAAUUGCACAGGGAAACUGCUGGAAAAGUUCCCAACUACAAUUCCACUGGAUACCAGGCAGCUGGUUCUGGCUCAAAACAAACUCAGCUCCUUGCCCUCACUAGAGUUGCAUGUUCUCAGUGACUUGGUUUACCUAGAUUGCAGCAGCAACACUUUAGGCAAGGACCUGGAUUUCACUUUUGUCAGUAUGAUCAAGCUUAUCUACUUAGACCUCAGCUUUAACAACCUCACACAGGUAACGUUUGGCACCUUUUCACAGCUCAGCAGUCUGAUGGUGCUAAAACUCUCAGACAAUCCCAGCCUGGUGGAGAUUGAGAAGGAUUCUUUUGCUAACAAUACCUGGUUGAGGCAUCUAGAUGUGAGCCGCUGCAGCUUGAUGUUCAUUGAUACAAGUACGAUCAGGGACUUGCCUAAUCUGAGAAGCCUGGGCUUAGGUGAGAAUCCCUGGUUCUGCAAUUGCUCCUUCAUGGAACUCUGUAGCUGGUUAAAAGAGAGUGGCAUAACUAUCCUAGACCCAGCCAAUGUCACCUGCUACAGCCCUGUAUUUAUGCAUGGCUUGAAAAUGCUGGAAGAGGUGCAGGAAGAACUCUACUACAAGUGCUACAUUCAUUUCAGCAAUCAAGACUAUCUCUUUUUUGGGUUAGUUGGCUUUGGUAUAUUUUCUGCUGGCACUGUGUUGGCCUGGCUGAUGGGAGUAUGUGCAGUGAUAUAUGAGUACUUAACUGCCAGUGGAGAAGAUGAUAAGCAGGAAGAGGAAACAGAGAACUAGAAUGACUUGUAUCUAUGCAUAACCAAUGGAGCCUGAUUUAUGUUUAUUGUAAGUAUCUCCUAGGCCAUUCACUAAGCUUGCAGUAAUUAUAAAGCAAACAGUGGGACUUUCCUAUCAGUAGAAAAACAUAAACAGAUUAUACUGAAGCUGUAAUUGUUAGCAAAACUCUACUGAAGUAGAUCCCAUUCAAUAGAGUUAAGGGUUUUUUAUUUUAAUUUACAUAUUUUAUUCUAUUGUAAAAGAUGGUUCAGAAUAAAAGUCAAAACAAUUAAAAAUAAAUAUUACACUUUCACAUAAAACCUCAUAAACUGUAUUUCACAUAAAUAUCACAGUUAUAAACCAAUAAUUAUCAUUAUCAUUUCAGUGCUACAGUAAUGAUGGAAAAUCCAUCUUGAGAAAAGGCACUGCACUUUUAUCUAGGCAUUUUCAUAUUUAUAGUUCUGCUUCUAAAAAGCCCCCAGUGCAGAAAUGUUAUCUGGUCUAAGAAUUACACUAUGGAAUAAAUGUCAGUUUGAAAGAUUCCAAGAAUGGGAUUAUGUUUGUUACCUCCACCAGACCGAUCAGAUCGCAUAGAUUAGGCCUCCUCCGAAUUCCAUCAA
Molecule: messenger RNA, 1736 nt
Organism: Thamnophis elegans (Western terrestrial garter snake)
Lineage: Eukaryota; Metazoa; Chordata; Lepidosauria; Squamata; Natricidae
Product: leucine-rich repeat-containing protein 52-like
Exons: 2
Coding region: 187-1137 (316 amino acids)
Cellular component (GO): voltage-gated potassium channel complex
Molecular function (GO): transmembrane transporter binding; potassium channel activator activity; voltage-gated potassium channel activity
Source: RefSeq, a predicted model, not a curated record